Messenger RNA from Populus nigra (black poplar), 1555 nucleotides. RefSeq lists its product as uncharacterized. The coding region runs from base 256 to 1428 and encodes 390 amino acids. NCBI's taxonomy places the organism in Eukaryota, Viridiplantae, Streptophyta, Magnoliopsida, Malpighiales, Salicaceae. The record is from RefSeq and is a predicted model, not a curated record. The transcript is spliced from 6 exons.
UUCAACAUCACCCUCCCUCAUUGUCACACUAUCUCUCCUCCCCGUCGUCCCCCGUUUAAAAACUUUUGUGACGCAUUAAAGAAUCAUAAUCACACGUGCUUCCCUUCCUUUUGCUCGCCGGAAUUUCCUCCCCUUCCUUUCCGUUCUUUCACAUCUCCAUCCAAACAGUCCCUUAACUUCACUUUUCAAAUCAGAUUUGAUCUCUCUCACUGUUUCCUACUGAAUCUAACAGUAACAGCAUAAUUGCUAUUUUUGAUGGGGGCGGUCACAUCCACGAUGGCGGCGAAGUUUGCGUUUUUUCCUCCGAGUCCUCCGUCUUACGAGCUGGAGGAGGAGGACGAGGAAGCGGAGGGCGGUGCGAAGAAGUUAAGGAUGGCGGCGGCGGCGGGUGUACAUAAUAGUAAUAGAGAAUACGUUGACGUGUUGAAAUUGGAAACGAAGAGAGGGAAUCAUGUGGUGGCGGUGUAUUUUAAGAACCCUGCGGCUUCAUUGACAGUGCUUUACUCGCAUGGAAAUGCAGCUGAUCUGGGGCAGAUGUAUGAUUUGUUUUGUGAGCUCAGUUUGCAUCUCCGUGUUAACUUGAUGGGGUAUGAUUAUAGUGGGUAUGGACAGUCAACUGGAAAGCCAACUGAGCAGAAUACAUAUGUUGACAUAGAAGCUGCUUAUAGGUGUCUUGAAGAGAAAUAUGGGGUUAAAGAAGAAGAUGUUAUCUUAUACGGGCAAUCAGUUGGAAGUGGACCCACUUUAGAUUUGGCAACACGGUUACCAAAAUUGAGGGCUGUGGUUCUUCACAGUCCAAUUGCAUCCGGCCUUCGCGUAAUCUAUCCAGUGAAGAGAACAUACUGGUUCGACAUAUAUAAGAACAUUGAUAAAAUACCUUUCAUCAAUUGUCCAGUACUGGUGAUUCAUGGAACUGCUGAUGAUGUUGUGAGUUGGUCCCAUGGUAGGCAGCUUUGGGAGCGAUGUAAAGAGAAGUAUGAACCAUUAUGGGUGAAGGGAGGGAAUCAUUGUGACUUGGAGCUUUACCCGCAAUACAUAAAGCAUCUCAAGAAGUUCAUAUCAGCCAUUGAGAAAUCAUCACGUCUGAGAAAUGUAUCUGGGUCCAUUGUGGAUCAAACAGAGGAUCCUCGAAAGAGCACAGAUUUUAGGGAGGUUGCCAGAUCUAGUAUAGAUCAGAGAGAGACGUCUAGACUAAGUGCUGAUAAAAAAGAAAAGCCUAGGCUAAGCACAGACCGCAGAGAGAAGUCAAGGUCCAGCACUGAUAGGAGAGAGAGAUCAAGAAAAAGCGUGGAUCACCCUGAGAGAGAGAGCAAUGGUUCAGACCAGCAUGACAAAGCUAGGAACAGCAUUGAUCGCUUUGGGGACAUGAUAAGAUCUGUUGGAUUGUGCAAUAUCGAUUGCUUCAAGCCCACGGCGACAGCCAUCUGAAGAAGAAAAAAUGUCAAUAUACAUUCUGAGGUUAUAUUUUACUUCAAUUAUUUAAUUGGUUGAUGGGGUUGUUUUGGUGAUAGUCAACAUUUCCACAUAAAAAUAGGAAAUUAAUUUAACCCGAUAA